Cannabis sativa is the source of this 1276-nucleotide messenger RNA. RefSeq lists its product as uncharacterized. Gene Ontology annotation, cellular component: chloroplast. The record is from RefSeq and is a predicted model, not a curated record. NCBI's taxonomy places the organism in Eukaryota, Viridiplantae, Streptophyta, Magnoliopsida, Rosales, Cannabaceae. The transcript has 9 exons. Bases 76 to 861 code for a protein of 261 amino acids.
AAAAGCUGGUGUCCCCACAUUAUCAUCUCCCUCCAAAAUUUGCUGAGCCAUGAAUACCAUCUUCUUCAUUCUCUCAUGGCCAUUCUUCUCUCCCUCUCACUCUCCCCUCACCCCCUGAACCCUAAACCCUGCUUAAUCCCCAAAACCCUUUCUCUUUCCACUGCAAACUCUACUCGUACCACUCUCCCCACUGGCACCAGGAGACAUUUGAUUAACAAGUUCACUUCGCUCUUCCUCAUCUCUUUUGCCCCGCUGCAAUUCCCACUUGCCCGUUCUUCGGCAUCGGCGAAGCCCUCGCUUUCCGGCAUCGUCAACACCAAAUCUUGGUUCCAAUUCUUUGGCAAUGGAUUUUCCAUUAGGAUCCCCCCUGACUUUGAGGACGUUAUGGAGCCUGAGGAUUUCAACGAGGGAUUGUCUCUUUAUGGAGAUAAGGUAAAACCGAAGACCUUUGCGGCGCGGUUUGCAUCUUCUGAUGGGGGGGCUUUUCUUCUUUUCCUUUCUGAGAGUGGCUUGUUAGAUUCUGAAGUUGUUAGUGUCAUAAUUCGCUCGACCAAUCAACUCAAGAUCACCUUUUUAGAGGCCCAAGACAUAACAGAUUUAGGUUCCUUGAAAGAGGCAGCAAGAAUCUUUGUUCCAGGUGGAGCAACUUUGUAUUCCGCUAGAACAAUAAAAAUAAAGGAAGAUGAAGGCUUCAGAACUUAUUACUUCUAUGAAUUUGGCCGAUACGACCAGCAUGUGGCAUUGUAUGCUGCUGUUAACAGUGGAAAGGCAAUUAUAGCUGGAGCAACUGCCCCAGAGUCCAAGUGGGAUGAAGAUGGUGUGAAGCUUCGUUCUGCUGCUAUAUCGAUGACAGCAGUAUAGCUGGGCUACCAGAUUUUUUACAGAUUCUUCGCAACUGGAAGCUACAGUUUAAUGAUUCAUUCAAACAAAUUUUGUACUCUAUUUUAUUGGAGCAAACUAUGUGACUCGAAGAUUAAUGAUAGUCGUAUGGGCAUCUCUAGCGUGGUAAUUGUAAUUGGCCAGUUUUCCGUCUUAAGAUGGCUGAAACGCAUUAUAGAGCUUGUGCAGCUAAGUUGAUAUUUUCUUUUAGAUUGAAAAUUCUUUAUGAGAACUUUUCCUUUUGGGGUCAUUUUUAGAAUUUAAGAAGGCCGGGUCAAGAAUACAUUAAGUUUCGGUGUAAAUGAAAUGAUUCCAGUCUUCACUGAAGUCAUUAGUUGUGAAAUUAGAUUUGUUCUUGAACAACUAGUAAAUAAAAGUGAAUACUGUAAGCUUAAAA